AUGGUAGCGCGGCCUACAGUGGAGCGGUGGUGCAAUACUACGGUAUUCGUAGCGGACGGAUGUGUACAGUAUACGCACGAUUCUGUACUGGAUGGGAUUGUGAAGAAAUGGGACAAAAAGAUCAUUGCUGGUCCCCAGGGUCCACGACUCGUUGGGGGCAUUCCUGAAUUUCGGAUUUUCCAUCCAACGAGACUUUGGGGCGCUGCCCCGCUAUUCGUUUUCACACUUCUACUGGGAAUUGUGCUCCUUGUUCAACAUGCCCAUGCUUCACUUGAAAAGCUGAGUAGGUUUCAGCGCAAAUGCUUCAGAGAUAUCGGACGAUGUGUUAUGUUCAUGGACGGGGAAAGGGCUUUCGGUUGCGCUCAAUGUGGACAAGAUACUCGUACUGCAAUACUCCGAGAGGUUACAUCCUCUGAAGUUUUGCUACGCCUCGUAAGUCCGGCAAAUGACCGAUUCAUUUUUCUAGUGCCUGAGUUCGUCUUUUUAGACCCGGGGGUCGUGCGAAACCUUGAGACCGCCACAAAUGUGGCUGCUGUCGUCGUUUAUGAGCAGUCCUUGGAUGCCAACAACGAAACCUUAAACUUUCCCCCAAUAAUCGGGAACCGCCUCUCAUCUGAUGCUGCCGAACCAAACAUGGCCUAUAACAUUUAUCCGGAAGGUGAGACCCCAUCUCAAGGCGGCUCGACUGUGCCCCCCUCGACGACCAUAGAGCGUAACCCGUUUGGAAGAGGGAGCAAGUUUCUGCUGUUCCCCUUUAACAUAUUCCAUGUCAAUUCUACUAUCGCAGGUUUUCUUCGUGAGAGAAUAGAACGUUUUCCGAUCCAGGACGGUUUUUUUUCCGUUCAAGAAGACAACCCUCGGAGGUCUAGCACUGCACCCAGAUAUAAGGGCCAGUCACGAGGGCAAAUGUUUGCCUGUCCACCGGAAGCUGCCGAAACUUCCAAUGUAAGCGGCAGCACCAACCCAGAAGAUGAUUCCGCGUCUGGACAACAGUCUUGGGAGGACAAAACUAAUUCAAAAAAGUGUUUAAGUGAGAAGACAUGCCUUCCUAUAGGAGGGCAAUCAUUGUGGUCUGCUUUGGGGCGUGUCGAUUUCUCGAGGGAGGGCGGCCCGCGUGAAGUCCUCGCCAUCACUGCCCCCAUGGACUCACUGGCAUUCUUUCCGGAUCUCUCACUCGGAGCUUCGGCUGAGAUUGCUUCCGUGGCCGUACUAAUGGCAGUCGCUAAAUCAGUGGCUGAGUACAGACGAGGAGAAGGCAAGAAUAUAAAGAUGAAGCUACAGCCAGUUUAUUUUCUGUGGAAUGCCGAGUCGUGGGGAUAUACUGGGUCGUCGCGUUUUCUCAAGGAUGUCCAAGAAUUCGAGUGCAAGAUCGAGAACAAUGCCUCCGAAGGCAAAAAAGGUUGUUCAGAUCGCUUUAUGGACAGUUUGAAGUUUAAGGAUUUCAAAGACAAACCGUUCACUGUCCUGAACAUCGGGCAGAUUACGACUCCAAUUUUUGAGAAUGCGACUGUACAGAAUGCGAAUUUCUACAAACAAGGCAUCCGCAUCCGCGACAUAGAUCAGGAAGAGGACCCAGGAGAGGGACCGCUCGAGAAGGCUCUUAGCAAGGCAUUCGAGAACAAUGAGCUCCAACUCACACUUGCGGAAGGUUCGCGCGAUAUUACCCCAAUAGAUUCCUCUCAAAGCUUUCAGAAAUACUUGCCAGAGGCUGAAGUGGUCUCAAUAACAAGUUACAAUGAAUCUUUUACAAACUCCUUGUAUCAUUCGAUAUAUGACGACAAGAGACUAAUCAAACAUACAGAGCCAAUUCGCGUACUUGCGAAACUUAUCGCAAGGACUGUCAUCUCUCUUGCGUUUGAAAAAGAAGACGUGCCGGUGGAGAUCGAUAAUGAGGUGAUCGACCAGGUGCUAUUCUGUCUAACAAGCCGCACUCAAUGGCGUGACUGCAAAAUGGCAAAAGAGUUCCUUGGAGAGAUGCUCGAUAAAGUCAAAGACGACGUGAAGCCGGGGAACUACCCAGGAUCUUUUUUCCCAUCCACGCGGUUGUUUGACUCCAACACUGGUGCGUUUGCCAAGCUGAUUCUGGUGCGAAAUUUUAUGGCUUUUCACAAUCAAUACGAGCUUGAUCAAGAGCUUGAUCAAGAACGGAAUUGCAGCGAAGAAAAAGAAAACAGUUGCGACGCUUUUUUCGAGGGUGUUAACAAGGACGCCGGGGCACAGAGUCACUCUGAAUUGCGGACAGGAGUUUGCACCCGAGGGACAUGCGUUGCUUCGGAUACAUACACCCACAAUGCAUUUGGAACCGCCCUGGACAGUACUAACACAGCCCAGAGCGAAUUUGAGUACAAGGAAGAAGGCAACGGAGAAGAAGAGGAAUCUAAUUCGGUAACUGCCAGCACACCAAAAGAAGCAGGUUUUACCGAAAGCGUAUGGGAUUUUGAGCAUGGGUUCUGUGGAUUUGUGGAGGAUACAACUACGUUUGGGGUUGUGAUUUUGGCGCUAGGAAUUUUUAUAAUGCUUCUCAGCAUGGUCUUUGUCUUCUGUUUCGACAAGCGACUAGAAAAAUCAGAGGGUGAUCCUCCCGGUGCGAUAUCUAUUGCUGCAGUUUUCUUGUAA
Messenger RNA from Chondrus crispus (carragheen), 2616 nucleotides. RefSeq lists its product as hypothetical. The coding region runs from base 1 to 2616 and encodes 871 amino acids. Gene Ontology annotation, cellular component: membrane. Lineage: Eukaryota; Rhodophyta; Florideophyceae; Gigartinales; Gigartinaceae. The record is from RefSeq and is a predicted model, not a curated record. The transcript is spliced from 3 exons. Gene Ontology annotation, biological process: protein processing.